AGGGAAAUAUUCACGCAUAUCAGUAGUGCCAACAGUUAACGGAAAGAAAAUGGAGAUGGAAUUGGAUACAGGGGCUGCAGUGUCAUUGAUUCCUUGGGAACUGUACAAACGAAAGCUGCAUAAGUUUCCUCUGCAACCCACUGAUAUCAUACUAAAGACAUACACAGGAGAGCCUUUGGCACCAGAAGGAGUCGUUAAAGUGCAAGUGGCAUUGAACAAGCAACACGCUGUCUUGCCACUGUAUGUGGUGAAGGCGGAUGCUCCACCAUUAUUUGGCAGGGAGUGGCUGAGAGCCAUUCAACUAAAUUGGAGAGACUUAAAGACUGUACAUGCAAUUGAGUACAGACAGACAGACAGCUUAGAGACAGUGUUAAAGAGACACUCCGCUGUUUUCUCCGAUAAGUUAGGCACCAUGAGAGGAGUGAAAGCCAGGCUCACUCUAAGACCAAACAGUGUACCCAAAUUCUGCCCACCACGCAAUGUGCCAUAUGCUCUUCGACCGCGAGUGGAAGCUGAGCUGACACGCCUCACUGAGCUUGGCCUCAUCUCACCUGUGGCGCAUAGUGACUGGGCUACGCCAGUGGUGCCCGUGAACAAGAAGGACGGCGCCGUGAGACUCUGCGGGGACUUCAAAGUCACCAUCAACCCAGCCCUCUGCAUCGACAAGUACCCAAUUCCACGUAUUGAGGACUUGUUCGCUUCUCUUGCUGGAGGUCAACGCUUCAGUAAGCUGGAUCUAUCCAAUGCAUAUCUACAGAUGGAAGUAGAAGAGAGCUCCAAGAAGUUGCUGACCAUCACAACACAGAAAGGACUGUUCUGCUUCAACCGCUUGCCGUUUGGUGUAGCGUCAUCGCCCGCCUUGUUCCAGAAGGCAAUGGACCAGGUGCUCCUCGGACUGCCACACACUCACUGCUACCUGGACGACAUACUGGUCAGUGGUCCUGACAAGCAGACACACCUGAAAAUUCUGGAUGCAGUACUCAGCAGGCUAGAGGAAUACGGCCUGCACCUCAAGCAAGAGAAAUGUCUCUUCUUCCAGGAAUCCGUGGAAUACCUGGGCCACAUCAUCGAUGCUGCUGGGCUCCACAAGUCACCGGAGAAGGUACGUGCCAUCGUGGAAGCACCAGCACCAGGCGAUGUAAGUAAACUUCGAUCUUUUCUAGGAAUGCUUAACUAUUAUGGACGCUUUAUCCCUGAUCUGGCCACUGUGCUAAAGCCAUUGAAUGAACUGCUGAACAAAGAAAAGAAAUGGCAGUGGACGUCAGCCUGUGCAUCAGCGUUCCAGAAAGCCAAAGCACUCCUGGUAUCACAAGAGGUGCUCACACACUACAACCCUGAGUUGCCUCUCCGUCUUGCUUGCGAUGCUUCACCCUAUGGGGUCGGAGCUGUUCUCUCGCAUGUCAUGCCGGAUGGCGAUGAAAAACCCAUCGCCUAUGCAUCCAGAACUCUCAGCAAAGCAGAACAAAACUACGCUCAGAUUGAGAGGGAGGCGUUAGCGAUAGUCUUUGGAGUACGCAAGUUCCACCAGUACCUGUAUGGCAAUACAUUCACGCUACUCACUGACCAUCGCCCGCUUACAACCAUCUUCAGUCCAGUGAAAAGCACACCAUCCAUGGCUGCAGCUCGCAUGCAACGCUGGGCGCUCAUGCUUUCCGCUCACAAUUACACCAUUGAGUACCGAAAGGGGGCCCUACAUGCCAACGCUGAUGGACUGUCAAGGUUACCGCUCCCUCAUGCCCCCAGUGAGAAACAAGUCAGCAAUGCCGAGAUCAAGCGUCACACCAUGUCGGAUUCCACCCUGCCCCGUGUCAUGGAAAUGGUCACAACUGGUUGUUUUCCAGCUGCAAAGGACGCAGGUGACCUGUCUCCCUAUCUCCAGCGCUGCCAUGAUCUCACUGUGCAGCACGGAUGCCUUAUGUGGGGGUUGAGAGUGAUUGUGCCACCCAAACUGCGCCCCCGGGUGCUGACAGAGCUACACUCAGCACACCCAGGUGUAGUAAGGAUGAAGAGCUUAGCUCGUAGCUACGUUUGGUGGCCCAGCAUCGACUCCCAGAUCGAGCACCAAGCAAAAUCAUGCCACUCAUGUCAACGAGUGCAGAAAGACCCUGGCCUAGCACCCUUACACCCGUGGAUGUGGCCAUCCAGUCCUUGGGAACGGAUACAUGUGGACUUUGCCGGUCCAUUUGAAGGGCACAUGUACCUGGUCAUAGUGGACGCACACUCCAAAUGGCCCGAGGUGCACAUCAUGGAUAGCACCACAUCCAGCAAAACCAUCCAAGUGCUUAGGGGACUUUUUAGUCGCUAUGGCAUUCCACACAGUCUUGUAAGCGACAACGGCCCUCAGUUCUGCUCUGAAGAAUUCAGCACGUUUCUGAAAGCCAAUGGAGUCAAACACAUUCGCUCAGCACCAUACCACCCUGCCUCCAAUGGCUUGGCAGAGCGAUUUGUGCAAACCUUCAAGCACGCUCUGAAAUCUUCCAGAGGAACUACACCAGUGCAGCAGCGUCUGGAUACGUUCCUCCUGACCUACCGUAACACCCCCCAUGCAACAACCAAGGAAAGCCCUGCAAUGCUGUUCAUCGGACGCAAGCUGCGUUCUCGACUGGAUUUCCUGAAACCAAGUAUGGCUGGAACAGUGCACCAGUCACAAGAGGCUCAACUGCAACGACGCCAGCUACACUCUAAACAGAGACAGUUUGAACUUGGUGAGCCAGUGCUCGUGCGUGAUUAUAGGAGGGGGGAGGAUAAGUGGACGCAAGCUGUGGUGAUCGAGAAGACCGGACCAGUGUCCUACAAGGUACAUGUGGGAACACAAGGGGUCUGGAAGCGUCAUGUGGACCAGAUGCUGACUCGGCCCGAGUCAGACCCACCAGAGACUGCAGGGAGUUUUCCUGCGCCUGAGACGGCCGUCGCCGCUCUGGCCAGCACUUUCUGGGAUCUGUUAUGA
Molecule: messenger RNA, 2947 nt
Organism: Archocentrus centrarchus (flier cichlid)
Lineage: Eukaryota; Metazoa; Chordata; Actinopteri; Cichliformes; Cichlidae
Exons: 3
Coding region: 50-2947 (965 amino acids)
Biological process (GO): DNA integration
Molecular function (GO): nucleic acid binding
Source: RefSeq, a predicted model, not a curated record